AUCGGUGUGCAGCUGGUGGUUACCAUGGUAAUGGCCAGCAUAAUUCAGAAAAUCAUACCUCAUUAUUCCUUCGCAAGAUGGCUACUCUGCAGUGGCAGUCUGCGGUGGUACCAGCACCCCACGGAAGAUGAGUUGAGGAGCUUAGCUGGAAAACAACAAAAAGGACAGAAGAAAAAAGACAGGAAGUACAAUGGUCACAUAGACCAUAAACCUCUAACAAUUCCAAAAGACAUAGAUCUACAGUUGGAGACCAAGUGCAUCACAGAGGUGGACACACUAGCAUUGCAUUACUUCCCAGAGUUCCAGUGGCUGGUGGAUUUCACUGUAGCGUCGACAGUUGUGUACCUGAUAACAGAGCUAUACUACUGUGUGGCUCAGCCCUCAGGAGAGAUGAACAUCAGUGUAGUCUGGUGCCUGCUAGUGCUUGCCUUUGUCAUUAAGACCCUUUUCUCUCUAACGGCCCACUACUUUAAACUGGAGGAAGGAGGUGAGCGCUCGCUCUGCAUUACUUUUGCUUUCUUCUUCUUUGUCAAAGCCAUGGCCAUUCUCAUCAUCACUGAAAACUACCUAGAAUUUGGCCUUGAGUCCGGUUUUGCAAAUUUUUCUGACAGUGCUCUUCAGUUUCUGGAGCGCCAGGGCUUAGAGUCCCAGGGUCCCAUAUCUAAGCUCACCUUCAAGCUGAUCCUGGCCCUUCUCUGCUCUCUUAUUGGAGCGUUUCUAACUUUCCCUGGCCUAAGAUUGGCCCAGAUGCACCUAGAUGCCCUCAAUCUGACCACAGCCAAAGUAACACAGACUCUGCUUCAUAUCAACUUCCUGUCCCCUCUUAUCAUGGUCUUGCUUUGGGUGAAACCCAUUACCAAGGACUACAUAAUGAACCCCACUCUGGGGAAGGAAAGUGUGCCUUUAAUGACUGAGCAGACGUAUGAUACGUUACGGUUAUGGGCCAUCCUGCUGCUGUGUGUGCUCCGGCUAGCCAUGAUGAGACAUCACCUGCAGGCCUACCUCAACCUGGCCCAGAAGGGCGUAAAGCAGAUGAAGAAAGAGGCUGGGCGUAUCAGCACCGUUGACCUGCAAAAGAUGGUUGCACGUGUUUUUUACUACUUGUGCGUAAUCGCACUACAGUAUGUUGCACCAAUGGUGAUGUUGCUACAUACAACUUUGCUGCUAAAAACCUUAGGUGGAUAUUCAUGGGGGGUCUAUCCUGAAGAUGACCUGCCCUGCACUCAUACAAUGAACUCUGACCCUGCAAUGGUGGCAGCCCCAACACUAGCUCCCACGGUGGACCGGGCGUCAGUAGCCCAGCUCUCAGUGGCUCUCGGGGGCCUGCGGACUGUAUUCAGCCCCUUGCUUUUUCGGGGCCUCCUCUCCUUCCUUACUUGGUGGAUCGCUGCCUGCCUCUUCUCCACCUCCCUCUUUGGCCUCUUCUACCAUCAGUAUCUCAUGGCGGCAUAG
Messenger RNA from Lampris incognitus (smalleye Pacific opah), 1452 nucleotides. RefSeq names its product transmembrane protein 161B (gene tmem161b). The record is from RefSeq and is a predicted model, not a curated record. Lineage: Eukaryota; Metazoa; Chordata; Actinopteri; Lampriformes; Lampridae. Bases 25 to 1452 code for a protein of 475 amino acids. The transcript has 11 exons.